ACCACGCAGGCAGGGCAGCUGCGCCCAAUCGGCUAUGUGCUCAGAAUCCAGGCACUAUAAAGUCAGCCAUUCAGAAAAAUAUCUCAUCUUUCAGAUCAUUCAACCUAGACUCCUGCCUAAUUUCACCUGUGACUCAGCUUAGACAAUUUAUCAACUACAGAGCAGUCAAUGUCUUAAUGGAAAUUUAAAAAUGGACCUUCAAAAAUGCUAGGUUUACAAUGAGAGGUGUCAUAAUUCAGUGUUUAUUCUAUGGAUCCUUGACAUUUGGGAUCUGGACAGCUCUAUCGUAUAUAUAUAUUCACCAUAAUCAUGUAAGCAGCUUGGAGAAGAAAACCCAGGGGCCUGCAUUAAUUUGGUCCCUUGGAAAAAAACUGCAACAGCAAAUUACCCAUGACCACAAGCUAAUCCCAAGAUCACGUGUAAGAUUUGAAAGGCCUGACGAAGAUGAAACUGCAGAAUACCAAACCUUUUUAAAAUCGGGUAAGGAUUCUAACUAUUCAAAACCAGAAUAUAUUGCUGGAUUUUUAAAAUAUGGAUUUAAUGCCAUUCUCAGUGAAAGCUUGGGCAGUGAGAGAGAUGUGCCAGAUACCAGGAAUAAAAUGUGUCUUCAAAAACAUUACCCAACCAACCUACCCACUGCCAGUGUGGUUAUUUGCUUCCACAAUGAGGAAUUUAACGCCUUGUUUCGGACCAUGUCCAGUGUCAUAAACCUCACGCCACAACACAUCCUUGAAGAAAUUAUUUUGGUAGAUGACAUGAGCAACUUUGAUGAUUUGAAAGAGAAACUAGACCAUCGCCUGGAAAUUUUUCGGGGCAAGAUUAAAUUAAUAAGAAACAAAAAGAAAGAGGGACUGAUCCGGUCAAGGCUGAUUGGAGCCUCUCGUGCUUCAGGGGAUGUUCUGGUGUUCCUGGAUAGCCACUGUGAGGUGAAUCACGUGUGGCUGCAGCCCUUGCUGCAUGCCAUUGCCAAGGACCCCAGAAUGGUGGUGUGUCCUCUGAUAGAUCCCAUUGACUAUGAGACCCUAGAAUACCGGCCCUCUCCGGUCAUAAGGGGUGCUUUCAACUGGCAUCUAGAAUUUAAAUGGGAUAAUGUUUUCUCUUAUGAGAUGGAUGGACCAGAAGGACCCACUAGACCCAUCCGGUCACCUGCAAUGGCUGGAGGAAUUUUUGCUAUAAAUAGGCAUUAUUUUAAUGAGAUUGGACAGUACGACAGGGACAUGGAACUCUGGGGAACAGAAAAUUUGGAACUUUCACUAAGGAUCUGGAUGUGUGGAGGCCGACUCUUUAUACUCCCCUGCUCUCGAGUGGGACACAUCAAUAAGCCGCACUUUCCAAAUCAACCUGAGCUUGUAAAAGCCGUGACAUAUAACAAUCUCAGACUGGUGCAUGUUUGGCUGGAUGAAUACAAGGAGCAGUUUUUUUUACGACAACCUGGUCUGAAAUCUGUUGCCUACGGAAACAUUAGUGAGCGUGUUGAAUUGAGGAAACGAUUGGGUUGCAAAUCAUUUCAGUGGUAUUUGGAAAAUGUCUUCCCAGAACUGGAGACAUCUUAAGGGCAGCCAAUGAAAAGGAAACAAAUCAUUUUCAUUAAUGAAGGGCUAAAAUCCCCCUAG
Molecule: messenger RNA, 1613 nt
Organism: Odobenus rosmarus divergens (Pacific walrus)
Lineage: Eukaryota; Metazoa; Chordata; Mammalia; Carnivora; Odobenidae
Gene: GALNTL5
Product: UDP-N-acetyl-alpha-D-galactosamine:polypeptide N-acetylgalactosaminyltransferase-like 5
Exons: 9
Biological process (GO): spermatid development
Cellular component (GO): Golgi apparatus
Source: RefSeq, a predicted model, not a curated record